Molecule: messenger RNA, 1144 nt
Organism: Pongo pygmaeus (Bornean orangutan)
Lineage: Eukaryota; Metazoa; Chordata; Mammalia; Primates; Hominidae
Exons: 4
Coding region: 1-627 (208 amino acids)
Source: RefSeq, a predicted model, not a curated record
AUGGGGCGCCUGACACCAUGGAGACCCGGGACCCCACUGAUCUUGGGUCCUGCAGGGGUCAGGCGAAAGUGCAGGAGGACCAGAAGGAAAGUAAUCUGCCGCAUCCAGAAUGAACAGAACAAAACCCCCUCACUCCAGGAAGAAGUCAGGAGCCCAGUGGGGGCUGCAGGUCCAGCCCGGAACAACCUAGACAUGUGGGGUGCUCCGUGGCUCACGCUUAUGUCCCGCAGGCUAGAGCCCGCGCCAGGGUCCGCAGUCUUUGUUUCGGACGCGGAACCAGUACUUCAGCUGGUUACCGAGGCGUCCCCGAAGGGGAAAGGGUGGACACAUGGGGCACCUGACACUAUAGAGACUCAGAAAAUCCGCAGAUCUGGGGGGUCCUGCAGCAUCCAGGCAGACAUGCCGGCAGUCAAAGAGGAAAGUCCUCUGAAGCCUCCAGAAGGAAUGGAACAGGACCCAGCACUGCUGGAAGAAGUGGGGCACCCAGUGGCGGAUGCAGGCCCCACACACCGCGGCGGGACUCCGCGGUGCCCAGCUCUCCAGCCUGGGGAUUCUCAUCACCCAGUGUUUCCAAAAGAAAUGAUCUACAAUCGCAUGACCAAGCGCCACAAACAAACAAACAUCUGAGGGAAGUCCAUUGGUCACUUCGAUUUUUCAAAGGUGACAAUUGUCCCUCCUUGAAAUCUUAAGAGAGUAUGAACAGGCUUUUCUAAUGGAUGUGCAAUUUACACUAAAACUGAUUGAAAGGUGAAUUCUGAUUCCAAGGUACUUUGUAUUCUCAAAUUGUGUCUGCUUCCCCUGACCCCCUCAAAAUGGGAGUGAUGACUACUUGUCUUCUUAGCACUGUGGGGACACAAAGCCUUAGAUGGAAGUGUGUCAAAAACAACAUUCCAUAAAAGGCUGUCACUUCCAAUUUUCAAGAAAGGUUGGAAACCAACCAUGAUGUAUGAAGCACUGUCAGCCAAAUUGAGCAAUUAGUAAUACAAAAAUGAAUGGUAUAAACUAUUCUACAUAUGUGUGGCCAUGAUGGCAAUUUACACAUCAAAAAAACAUGGCCAAAUUCAGGAAGAAGAAUCUGUAAACUCACAGCUGUUGGGAAGCUUAAUGUCUGUGUACUGGAACCUAUAAAAGUUACUUCUCCAUG